Messenger RNA from Nymphalis io (European peacock), 3886 nucleotides. RefSeq lists its product as uncharacterized. The record is from RefSeq and is a predicted model, not a curated record. Gene Ontology annotation, cellular component: centrosome. Gene Ontology annotation, biological process: microtubule anchoring. The coding region runs from base 105 to 3884 and encodes 1259 amino acids. The transcript is spliced from 9 exons. Gene Ontology annotation, molecular function: microtubule binding. Lineage: Eukaryota; Metazoa; Arthropoda; Insecta; Lepidoptera; Nymphalidae.
UUAUAAAAAAAAUUAAAAGUUUUUUAAAUACCGUAUCAAUAUUAAUUUUCCCUAAUCUAAAAAUUAACAUGGUAAGUAGAUCAAAUAUAACAAUUUAAAGGAUAAUGGACGAUUCCACAUCUAAAAGAAGUAAUGUCGAAGUCGAUAAAUUGUUUGAUCUUUAUUUAAAAAUUGAAAGUCUCGCAUUUCCUUUAACCCAAAAGAAACCGAAAAAAUCAGUCAUUAAAUACGCGCGACUACCAGACGCCGCCAAAAGUACUAACGCAUCAUGUUCUCCUCCACAAUACACAUCGCAUCCAAGGUUUCGCCGUAUUAUUACAAUUGAAGAACCAAGGGUUGAUACACGGAGAUCUUUAAGAUCAGAAGUUGCAGUGGUGCCGAGGACGAUGACAUCUGACAUGUGUAAACGAAAAAUAAUCACUAUAAAAGAAGAUGAUGACAAUAGCCUUCACCCAAAAUUUUCUCAAGAAAUAAGAAAAUCUUUUAAAAAUUAUAUACAUAGAGCAGUUGAAACUGAUAUUAUGGAAGAGAAGCAAUUGUCUCAGAGAAAAGUAUCAAGAUUAACUCCUAGUGCUAAAAAUCCUAAAGAUAAUAAGUCUACAAUUAAAAACAAUAUAGUCAUUAAUAAAAAAGGAACAGUGGACUCUAAACUGGGGAACAAAUAUAAAUACUCAAAAGGAGAUAGUGAAAUCCAAGAUUAUGUUAAGAAUAAAUGUUUUGAACCGGCACGAAGUAACAAAAAUGCCAUUUUAUCACCUAAAUUAAGUUUAAGUAAAAAGAUGGUAACCUCACACGAAAACGAAAAAGAAGUAUCUAUUAUGAAGAACAAAUAUAAAGAUGAUAAUGUACACAAAGUACCACCCAAAAAAACGGUUUCUGACAGAACUAGAUCAAGUCGAUCCUCAACUAAAUUAUAUCACAAUCGUAUUACACUUUUAAACGAUAAAAAAGGAAAAAGUAAACCGGUAACAAUAAUUCAAGUGCCACUCGACGAAAAUAUAGUGAGACUAGAUGUAGCCACUGAAAUUUCUCAAGAGUCAAUAAAUAACACUGAAAAAACAUUAAACAAUAUACAUUCUUCUAUCCAAGCACUAAAUAAUACUACAUAUAAAGACAUUAGCGUCGGAACUGAUAUAGUAACAAACAAGAUAGACCGAGUUACCGAAACGUAUGAAGACUUUGUGAACCACUGUUUUAAAGAAAAUAAAACAUUUGAUAGUCUUGACAUACCAAAUGUUAGUUUAACUUAUACUAAAACCGAUAUACCCAAAGAAGACAAUAAGAAAAUAUAUGAUAUGAUUAACACAAAUGCGUCUGAGGUAUCCUUUAUUGAUACGAAUUCGCAUAAAAGCGAACAAGAAAUUAAUGAUUCUUGCUUUCACAAAAGUACCUCUUAUAUAAUUAGUAGAGCAACAUUAACAUGUACAACAAGGCAGAAAAUAGAUUUUCAUGUUGUUGGGAAUAAUGCAGUAUUACAAUCACAUCUAUCCUGUAGUCCUUUUCCUCUGAAUGUCGUUUCGGUAUACAAGAAUGAAAUAAAAAAUAAGGAUCAUAGUGAUAAUUGUGAGGAACUUGGUCACAGCUGGGCGGAGAACAAAUCACACGAUGACGUAGAAUAUUCAAACGAUAUGACCUCAAUUAAUAGUUCAUACAUCUUUGACAACGAUAAAUUAGUGAAACCGUCCGACAUAAUUAGCACAAUAAAAGUUAGUGACAGCUUAUUACGAAGUGACUUUAUAUGUGAGCAGUUCCAACGGGAGCUCAAUUUCAUCGAUUCAUUUUUUGAGUCCUUACAGUAUUUAGAGAGUUGUUCGCUUUCCGAUAAAUGCAUUACCGACAAGGAAGUCGAAAAUUGGAUAAACACUAGCCAUGAAUUAAAAAACUUCGAGUAUGGAUCAUUUCUAACAGAGUUUGAAAAUGACGUCGACGAUACCGAAACAAUGGCAUCAAGGAGUCUUUGUUUGCUCAAUUUACUCAUUCGUGAUGAGCAAAGGCGAGCCAAAAAUCUCUUAUCUGUUUUAAAGAAGCGAGAGGAUGCUUUGAAAGACUUUACAAAAUCUCAAAUUAUAUGGCUGGAAAAUAAAAAGAAGCAAGAUAAUAUAGAUAUAUCGACAUUAAAGAAGAAGCAACGUGGUGCCUUACUAAAGUUGCAACAUGAGUGUGGUGAAAUGCAACGGAUGCGCAAAGCUCUGCUGACAUUAUCAGAGAAACGAAAAUUGGCACUUAUGAAGACUAAAAAGAAUAUCAAACUCAAAUUGAGGAACACUGUCGAGGUAGAACAAAUUAUAUUGGGUAAGAAGAAAGUAAAACGAAGCAUCUCAGCCGAUCGUAACUUGGCUCCAUUGAAAUGUUUCGAACUGUCUAGCAGCGGAUGUGACGACAGCACAACAUCUCGAACGAAGUCAUACACACCAGUGCUGUUAUCGAACAUGGCAACAAACACCACGAGCGUUGAAAAAUGCGUCCAAACAGGAGAAGUAAUACCAACACUGCUUCAAGUCGACCAGUCGAUUGAUGCGGCAGAUGAUAAUUUUGUCAUAGUCGACGGUGGCUAUCUUAACAUUCUCUUUCGUGAUUUCCUUCCACAAAUCUUCAGUAGUGGAAAACAGUACGAAGUAAAUAAGGAAGCGUUAAAUAAUAUGGUACACACUAACAACAUACCUCAUUUGAAUUUAAGCGACGAUAGCGUAAUUGGACAUCUUAUCGAGCAAAUUAAAAAUCAUGAUUUAGACAGGCCGUAUACACCGUCAACGGCUCGGAGCCUUGUAGAAGAAUUCGAUCAGAUAUACAAAGAUCUCGCAGAGGACGAUAAAUCAAUAGAGAAUUGCUUGGAUUGCAAUUUUAUUAACGCGAUUGAAGGGAACAAAGAUGCGGUCGUUGAAAUUAAUGUAUCGAAAACGGAGGAAAGCGAAUCUGACGAAAAAACGUACAACGACCAAAGUGGUGAAGUCGUAGUAGAGGUAUCGAGUAAAAUUUCAUUGGUGGACGAGUCGUGCACAUGUGAGCCGAUUAUGGUCUCUGUUGGGACACAAUCACCAAAGGAACGAGAAGAGGUGAAUGUGAGUGUCUCAGGUCCCUUGCCCGUACCCGCUGGAGCCGCGGAUGUCAGCGAAGAUGUUGCCCCAGAAGUGGCGAAUUGGGUAUCACAGAAGUCAUCGAUUACGGCUACUGUUGAUAAUGGUGAGAGCAGUUCCAGCAGCCAGUCUUUGAGCACGAGUAUCUCUUCUCUCAAUUCUCCCGUCCUGUAUGAAGCCGAAGAAUUGCGUCGUCAACAGUUGGCCAUUGAAAGAGAGAUAAAAGCGUUAGAACAACAACAAUGCCAGCUACUUGCGGUCCGCGAGAUACCUGACAAACCUCCUCCGCCAUACACGCCCCCUAUCGAACCUCGAGCACCGAAACAUCCACGAAAGUUUGUUUUUGAUGAAGAAACCGAACAAAAAGUAAACGAGCUGGUUACAAAAUCUGAAAGCGCAACGAUCGGUCCGGAUCCCUAUGAAAUAUUCUUAAGAGACUAUUGUCGAGAGUCGGUACAACAACAGAAACUGCAAAAGAGUGAAAAAUAUUGGGACACAAAUAACUUUAUGUCGGUAAAACCGCAGCCUGAUCCAGAAAAAUUAGCUCAAAAGACGGCUCAAGAUCUCAAAGAAGUGUUGUCAAGUGUGGCCCCGACUGUUGUAUCAGGCGUAGGGGCAAGGCGUUCGGAUCAUAUCGAUGAUAUAUUAUUCGCGGAGUGGCGGCGGUGUGAACCCGAGUGGACCUCUCUACACAACGAUGAAGUGAUCGUCAAGAACCAGGUGUUUGAAAGCAUCUUUCAGAGAAUUCUUACAGAAACCAUCGAUGAAUACAAGAAAAACAUAAUUAUAGCCAACACACCUUCCAAAUAAGA